AAAAAAAAAAAACUCAAGGUCCUAUAUUACGCGGUCUUUCUAGACUGAAAUCUCUCAAUACAGGGAAAAACCCUAAAUCCCAAAUCAAUCGCCCUCGCUGUUUCUUCUUCUAAUCUACUUCCGAUUUCAAACAACAGUUAAUCACUUUGCAAAUGGAAGCGAAGGUCAGCGGAUUCUUCGACUCUGUGGCUGCUUUCUUUGGGGGCGGUGAUCAGAUCCCAUGGUGCGACGGCGACAUCAUCCACGGCUGUGAGAGAGAAGUUGCAGAUGCUGCCGAUGGUGACUCGGAGGACCUCAAGCGUGAGAGUAUCAUGCGUUUGUCGUGGGCUCUUGUUCACUCUAGAAAACCAGAAGAUGUGCAGCGUGGGAUAGCUAUGCUUGAAGCGUCCCUGGCCAACAAUAGCACACCUUUGGAGCACAGGGAGAAGCUUUUUCUCUUGGCUGUUGGAUACUAUAGAAGUGGUAAAUAUUCAAGGAGCCGACAGCUUGUAGAACAAUGUUUGGAGAUUGCACCCGAUUGGAGGCAGGCGCUGUCCCUUAAGAAGGCAAUUGAAGAUAAAAUAGCAAAGGAUGGUGUUAUUGGAAUAGGCAUUACUGCUACUGCCGUGGGAGUUAUAGCUGCUGGUGUUGCUGCAGCAUUGGCUCGCAAGAAAUGACAUUUGCCAUCCGGGUGUUCGCCUACUUCUUUUUUUUGUGUGAAAUUGACGUCUUAGAUAAAGGAUCUGAAUAUAGUAGGGUUUGCCUGUUGUCUAAACAGUCGCCAUCUGUGAAAUUAAUGAAUUGUUUUUGAAACAGAAUAUAGCCUCUGAUUGUAAGGUGCAGUUUUUGGGCUUUGCUUGGAAUGUAGUUUCAGGUUUGCACAAA
Tripterygium wilfordii is the source of this 864-nucleotide messenger RNA. RefSeq names its product mitochondrial fission 1 protein A-like. Gene Ontology annotation, cellular component: peroxisomal membrane; mitochondrial outer membrane. The record is from RefSeq and is a predicted model, not a curated record. The transcript is spliced from 5 exons. Gene Ontology annotation, biological process: autophagy of mitochondrion; peroxisome fission; mitochondrial fission. Gene Ontology annotation, molecular function: protein binding. The coding region runs from base 153 to 656 and encodes 167 amino acids. Lineage: Eukaryota; Viridiplantae; Streptophyta; Magnoliopsida; Celastrales; Celastraceae.